UUGUGCGCCACAAUUCAAGCCAAGCGGUCGACGCAGCCGUCAGCCAACGUAAAGAGACAAAGCGCAACACAAGAAGAGGGCGAAGAAGCAGCAGCAGCAGCAACAGUCGCAAGAAAGAAAAGCAUAAAAUCAAAAACCAAAAAGAAAAAGCAGUAACGAAAAAACCACCGCUGACAGAAAUCGAAGUACAAUUAAAUGCAUACAACUCCGCCCGUCGAACAACAAAUUCGAAGUUUCAAAUUCGAAAACGAAAACGAAAACGCGCAAGCAAACGUAACAAGCGCAAACGUAAGCGGGAACGCGACCAUUAACGUUAACGUCAAUGCAAGCGAGUUCAAGAGCGUCGCGCAUACGCCGUGAGUGAAGCCAACGAACGAAAGAAAACGAGAAAACAAAAGAAAACAAAUCGAAGAAAACAAUUUCAAAGAAAAUUUCAUAAAUUUCAGGGCGCACGUGUGGCACGUGUCGCUGGUUAUUUUCAUUUGCCAUCGUAAAUAACUUUCGACUCUUUUUUUUUUUUUUUGGCUAAAAAUCAAAACAAAGUUUUUAUUUUUGUUAAAGUUGUUUGUUUGUUUUUUUUUUUUUUACCUAACUGUUUCUGUUCGUAUCAUGUUGAUGAACGGGCGCCUUUUGCUCGGCGUUCUCAUACUAAUUGCCAGCAGCAUAGCGGAUACACAAGCCACAGUAAAUAAUGGAACGAGUUUCUUGGAAACAUCGUUGAGAUAUUUGGAUGAACAGCUGCUCUACGAUCUAUUGCCACGUGGCACGUGCCCUGGAGAUGUGGAAGAUGCGCCGCUCGAUGAGUUCCCCGAUAUAUUUACAGUGGAAGAGCUGCGCCAGGGCUGGGUAGCACUGCACGUCUUCGCUGCGAUCUAUUUCUUCAUAUUGCUGGCCAUCAUAUGCAACGAUUAUUUUCUGCCCACCGUCGAGUGCAUUUGCGAGGAUCUCAAUCUGUCCAAGGAUGUGGCGGCGGCGACGUUUAUGGCCACGGCCACAUCGAUGCCGGAGUUCUUUACGAACACGAUAUCCACGCUGAUAUUGGAGUCUGAUAUGGGUCUGGGCACCAUCAUUGGCUCACUGAUGUUCAACACGCUCGGCGUGGCUGGCCUUGCAGCUUUGGCCAUAAGCAAGCCGGUUCAACUGGAUUGGUGGCCCAUAGCUCGGGAUUGCGUCAUCUAUCUGUUCAAUACGAUCGUUUUGCUGGUACUCGCUUGGGGCGGCAGCAUAAGCUUUGUUGAAUCCUGCGUCAUGAUGGGUUUUCUGCUACUCUACUAUUUGAUUACGUUCAACAACAAUAAGUUUAUGCCGGCCAUACGUGUCUUUAUCGAGGAUCGCAUGAACUGCUGUUUCUCCACACGCUACGAUCUCACAGAGCCGCCAGAGAACAGUGCUAAAGCGCAACUGCCUUUGAAGAAGGAUCCACUUUCGGGCGAUGGUCUAUUUGUGAUCAAUUUUCCGGAGAAUACCUCAUCCAUGUCAUCUACAGCCAACUUGACACACUCCAAGCAUUGGAAUGGCGAGGAUGAAGACGAUCAAAUGCCGGCAAGCAUUUUUGCGUAUCCACACAGUGAAACGGGUUUCAUGAAAUUCUGGUGGGUCUUCACGUUCCCAAUUAAGCUGGUGCUGCGCGUCUGCAUACCACAUCCAAUCAGACAUCGUCGUCUCUAUCCGUUGUCCUUCAUCAUGUGCAUCAUUUGCAUUGGCGCCAAUGCCUAUUUGAUUGUCUGGAUGUUGACGGCAUUUGGUGUGGCAAUACGUGUGCCCACAAUUGUGAUGGGUCUCACAUUCCUCGCCGCCGGCUCCACAAUGCCCGAAGCAGUUUCUAGCCUCAUAUCGCUGCGAAAUGGUGAAAAUGGCAUCGGUGUCUCGAAUUCGCUCGGCGCCAAUUCACUAGCCAUUUUGCUGUCGCUGGGCGUGCCUUGGUUUGUGAAGAACUGCAUGAACUAUGGCACCGGCAUCAAACAGCAGGUGGGCACCCAGGGCAUCGAGUAUAAUAUUCUGAUCCUGAUAUUGUGCACCAUUGGCCUGUUCAUCGUACUCAGCUGCAGCGGCUAUCGGCUAACGAAGCGCGUUGGCAUCGCUCUAUUUACCGUUUAUACAGUAUUUAUAGUGCUGCAGAUAUUGAUCGAGAUGCACGUGCUCUUCCCAUUGGAUUGCACUAGCUAGUCAGAGCAACAACAAAGGCAACAAUAACAGCAGCCAUACCCAUUCCAGUUCUAGUUGGAGUUGCAUGCAUACAAGCUUUUGGCUGGCACCAGAGCUAGUUGGAUACGAUUUCGAUUUGUCUCUAUUCUAAUUGGAUUUCUGUAAAUACAAGUUGGAAAGUUUGGAAGCUGUCUGACCAUUGGCUGGUUAAAUGUUGUCAGAGUUGCCACCCAAGUAAAAACGAUCAACGAAGGAACUUUCGAUACUUCAGCCUAAACACAAUUAUUUACGAACGUAGAGAUUUAGACAUAGACGCUUGUAUUAUAACACUUUUUUUUUUGUGCUUUACUAGCUUAGGUACUCCUUAAGACUGUCUACUAUUUAGGUAAAAAUAAUUCAUUGUUACGUACUUAUCCUGUUGUACACUAUUUAUAUAUACAGAGAAAAACAAAAAUAUCCCUAUUUUAUAGUCACAAAUUUUGAACUGGUACCAAAAAGCGCUAGAUUCGAUAGAGACCAAAUGCUAUAUAGAUACUAAAUAUAUAUGUCUAAGCUAUAAUUUACGAUUACGUAAGUGCCCUGCGAUAUUUAUGGCCAAUCAUCGGCUGGACUUUCCUUAACACACACAACUGUUGUAUGUUGUAGGGUAUUAUCACUGUUGAUAUUCUAGAAUGUGUAGACUCUAUCUAUUGUUAACCGUUAGUUACACACACACACACACACAUG
Molecule: messenger RNA, 2871 nt
Organism: Drosophila navojoa
Lineage: Eukaryota; Metazoa; Arthropoda; Insecta; Diptera; Drosophilidae
Product: sodium/potassium/calcium exchanger 4
Biological process (GO): intracellular calcium ion homeostasis; calcium ion transmembrane transport
Cellular component (GO): plasma membrane
Molecular function (GO): calcium, potassium:sodium antiporter activity; calcium channel activity
Source: RefSeq, a predicted model, not a curated record